UUUUACAUAAGAAACCGGAAGCACGUUUUUAUAAGGAAAACUGAGAAAUUGUCAUGAUACGAAAUAUAUUGAAACCCUGCUUUAACCAACCAUUCCUGGGCAGCAUCAGGAGCUAUGCUACAGUAGUAGAUAAAGCCAGUCUCAGUCAGCUGAGGAAGAAAACUGGUAUUGGAUUUAUGAACUGCAGGAAAGCUCUGGAACAGUUUGAAAAUGAUGUUGACAAGGCAGAAAAAUGGUUGUUAGAACAAGCACAGAAAGAAGGAUGGGCCAAGGCUACAAAGUUACAAGGUCGCCCAAUGUCACAGGGGCUGGUUGGAGUUGUGUCAGAUAACCAAAGAGCAACAUUGGUGGAGAUCAAUUGCGAAACAGAUUUUGUGGCCAAAAAUGAAAAAUUUCAUGAUCUGGUAUCCAAUGUCACUUCCGGCUGCCACAGAUAUUUCAUGGCUGCACCUACUAGUACUCAGGUAUCCCUUCCUAAAGACCAGCUGGAUGGCCUUGACAUUGGUAACCAGACUGUUGGUGAUUUGGUAGCAUUAGCCGUCGGAAAGGUUGGGGAGAAUUUGUCUGCUCGUCAAGUUACACACAUGGGUGUAGCACCUAACUCUCACCUGGAAACCUAUAUCCAUUUAGCAGGUUCGGAUGUUGAGGUUGAUGGUUGUAGAAUGGGAAAAUAUGCUGUAUUGCUUGACCUGAGUCAGGAUUCCGAUGUAACAGAGGAUGUCACUCCUUUGAAAACAGUAGCUAAGGAGUUGUGUCAACAUAUCCUAGGACUAAAACCUAGCACAGUUGGUGACUUUGAAAAUGACAAGCCUCUUGAUGACUCUGGGGAUGAUAAGCCUCUAGCUGAUGCAGAUGAAACCUCUCUGUCAGACAAAGAUAAUGAACAUUCAGAUGACUCAGAUUCCAGUGACGAUGAAAGUGAUGAUAGCGAUGAUGAAAAGGAGGAAGAGGGCAAAAAGUCUAGUAAAGUUAAAAUGCAGGAAACUAGACUUGUGUUUCAGGAAUUUCUCUUUAAUCCAGAAGUUGUAGUAGGAGAGUACUUGCAGGACAACAAAGCUAUUGUAAACAAAUUUCUAUUCGUUGAAUGUGGUCAGAAACUUCCAUCAGAUAGUGAAUAACGUAUCUUCAUUUAGCUUUCCCACCAAGAGAGAAAAUAAGUUUGUAAGGCAACUGAAGGUGAUGAGACCAGUUUGGGUUUUAUUAAAAGAAUGUGUUACCUAUGAUAAUGUUUUGUGUUUGAUAUCAUAGUGGACAAAUUACAUGCUGAAGGUGGACUUAAUUUGAUGUACGAAUAAUAUUUAUUUGUGUGAAGAUGAUGAUUAAUUUGUGAUUAAAUGACAUAGCUACA
Messenger RNA from Ylistrum balloti, 1348 nucleotides. RefSeq names its product elongation factor Ts, mitochondrial-like. Gene Ontology annotation, biological process: mitochondrial translational elongation. The record is from RefSeq and is a predicted model, not a curated record. Gene Ontology annotation, molecular function: protein binding; translation elongation factor activity. Bases 54 to 1118 code for a protein of 354 amino acids. The transcript has 6 exons. Gene Ontology annotation, cellular component: mitochondrial matrix. NCBI's taxonomy places the organism in Eukaryota, Metazoa, Mollusca, Bivalvia, Pectinida, Pectinidae.